AUGUCUCGUCCCGAGGAUUUGGCUCCACCGGAGAUUUUCUACAAUGAUUCUGAGUCGAAGAAAUACACUGCAUCGACCAGAGUACAGCAUAUCCAGGCGAAGAUGACUCUGAGGGCUCUGGAGUUACUUAACAUUCCGGCAAACAGUUUUGUGCUGGAUGUUGGGUGUGGGUCCGGUCUCAGCGGUGAGAUCCUCUCCGAGGAGGGCCAUAUGUGGUGUGGUCUUGAUAUAUCGCCGAGCAUGCUGGCCACCGGGCUUACAAGAGAGCUCGACGGUGACUUGAUGUUGCAGGAUAUGGGUGUCGGAGUGCCGUUCCGUGCUGGGUCCUUCGAUGCAGCUAUUAGCAUCAGUGCGAUCCAAUGGCUUUGUAACGCGGAUACGUCGUACAAUGAUCCGAAAAGGCGUCUGAUGAGGUUCUUCAACACGCUAUUUUCGUCGCUCAGGAAAGGUGGGAAGUUUUGCGCUCAAUUCUACCCGAAAAACGACCAGCAAGUCGAUGAUAUAUUACAAGCUGCAAAAGUAGCUGGGUUCAGUGGUGGGUUGGUAAUUGAUGAUCCAGAAUCCAAGAAGAACAAGAAGUACUACUUGGUUCUAAGUUCUGGUGCACCAAGGGCAGACGAGAGCCAGGUUAACUUGGAAGGUGUUACCAUGGAUGAACAAGAAAGGUCACUGCGCAACGCUCUGCAGAAAAGGAGAGCUAAGAAUGGUAAAGAAAUCGAGUCCAACAAGACUUACAUUAUGAGGAAAAAGGAACUCAUGAAAAGACGUGGGAGGAAAGUCGCCAUGGAGUCCAAAUUCACAGGUAGAAAGAGAAGACCUCGCUUUUAA
This is a messenger RNA of Huiozyma naganishii CBS 8797, 828 nucleotides long. RefSeq names its product 18S rRNA (guanine1575-N7)-methyltransferase (gene BUD23). Gene Ontology annotation, biological process: rRNA (guanine-N7)-methylation. Gene Ontology annotation, molecular function: rRNA (guanine) methyltransferase activity. The coding region runs from base 1 to 828 and encodes 275 amino acids. NCBI's taxonomy places the organism in Eukaryota, Fungi, Ascomycota, Saccharomycetes, Saccharomycetales, Saccharomycetaceae. The transcript has a single exon. Gene Ontology annotation, cellular component: nucleolus. The record is from RefSeq and is a predicted model, not a curated record.